This is a messenger RNA of Nematolebias whitei (Rio pearlfish), 1256 nucleotides long. It is a transcript of the gene cacul1, whose product is annotated as CDK2 associated cullin domain 1. Gene Ontology annotation, molecular function: ubiquitin protein ligase binding. Lineage: Eukaryota; Metazoa; Chordata; Actinopteri; Cyprinodontiformes; Rivulidae. The record is from RefSeq and is a predicted model, not a curated record. Bases 99 to 1256 code for a protein of 385 amino acids. Gene Ontology annotation, biological process: ubiquitin-dependent protein catabolic process. The transcript has 9 exons.
UGACAGUUUUUAUUUUGCGUUUCCUCUCGUUUAUCUGAAAUGUUCGACCGGUUCGGUUAAGGUUCGGACUGGAGCCUUUUUAAAGUCCAGUUUUAAAGAUGGAGGCCAUGAUGGAGGACGACGCGGUGGACGUUAAAGACGACCACAACCACAACUACUGUGGGAGCGGCGGCAGUGAAGUCCAGCUGUCGGUAACGACAGUCCCGCCGCUCGUCUCUCCAACGACGGUCUCUGGAGGGGAACCCGGGUCUCGGCAGGGCAAACUGUGCUCCGGCGGUUCCGUUGGGUCGAACUUCAUGGACUCGGACACGGGCAGCGAAAGCAGCGAAGUCGGUGAGGCGGAUUUGACGGCGCCAGCUAACAACACGGAGGGAAAAUUCAGUCCCGGUUCCACCUCAAAGUUCCUCCUGAACGCCAUGGCGGUGGAGGACUACAGGAAAAACCACUGGCCCAACCUGGAGGAAGCGAUCGACCGUCUGCUGAUUCAGAACCCCUCGGAUCACACGUCCGUGUCCUACGCACAGAUUUAUGGUUACAUCUACAAGUGUGUUUGUCAGCAGCACUCUGAGCUGCUCUACAGUGACCUGACAUCCAAAAUAACGAGUCACCUGCAGCAGGUUUCCACACAGCUACAGGCCAGCUCACCCGAGAACCUAAUCGAGAACUUCAACGUGACUCUAACACGAUACACAACUUCUCUUGAAUGUAUAGUUCCCGUGUUUAUAUACCUGAACAAGUUCUACAUCGAGUCCAAACUCAACAGGGACUUAAAAGACGACCUGAUGAAGCUGUUUGCUGACCUGGUGGCAGAGAAACAUUUGAACACGCUGAUGCCUCUUUUGAUCAAAGCUCAUUCGAUGCCUUUCCUAGUGCAGCCGUCGACGAUGGCCAGUGUGGUGAAAGGUCUCUACAGCCUCCGGCCAGAGUGGGCUCAGCUCGCCCCGGCGCUCUUCUCUGGCUUCAUUCCACAAAUCCACCCUCCUGCCGUGGAGUCUCGGCUGCCGGAUUACGCCGAUUACGACCGGAAGCUUCAAAUGGAGCUCUUCAUGAACGGCUUUCCUCGCGUCCAUCCCGUCCAACAAGGGACGUCUCUGUGGACGGAGGCGUUUGACAGUCGCCGCAGCGCCACACGUUUCCUGCAGACCACCGGAGAACCAGGAGGCCCGAGCACCUGCCGGGUCCAGGAUCUGACCAGGAGCGAGCAACCGGGGGACUGGAAUCUCCCCAAGUCAGCACAGGGGCGGUUGGAUCCUUAG